AUGUGGCAGGUUGUUAUGAAGACUGUAUAACUAUAUACAACACAUGAAUAACACUUGACUACUAUAUAGAUAGGGAAACAUAACUUGUAACAGGUAAACUCCGCUGAAAAUAAAUAACUGUAUACAGCACUGGUAUGAUGAUAUCGAAGACAUAUACAAGGUAUAUGUAACAUACUACAUAGAAUGAUGAAUGUUGUUUAUAUGGCCUGUUAUGAGAUUAUCUGCUAUAACAGAUAAACUUAGUUUCUUUUUAUAACAAUUUAGCUAUUGUUCUUCGUAUCAGUCACGUGCCGACGCUGUUACUAUGGUGAGUAUCUGAGAACGCACUUCCCUGACACUGACAAUAUUAUCACAGAGAAAUGCAUUAGCAGCACUCCUGUCAGAGUUAGCAUAGUGUGUCAGUGAUGGAAAGAUCCUUGGUGUUGACGAUCAUACACCGAAACAGUCUCAUAUCAGUUUCCUAAUGCGUUAUCAUUAUAACGUGAUGAGAUAUUGUUUUCAUCAAAUUUCAGUGACAAAACUACUGAUACAGUGACGUCAUCAUUAGAUUACAUCCUUCGAAGAGGAAAUAAAACCCAGCACUGCCGUUUGUCUCUAUCAUGGCUAUGUGGAGAAUGUUCAAAGUUCGCUCGAGAAUAAAGACGAUAUUCUUGGCCUUUGGAUGGUUAGGAAGACAUACCCUGGCAUGUCUAGGUAUCUGGUUCCUGCUUCUGGUUGUUAUAUAUGUGUACUUGAAUGACCUACCACAGACUCAAAAGACACGACUGACCCCUCACCUGUUUCAUAGGGAGGAAGGAAUUCUACCAUCAACACUGGAAGAUGGCUCCAUUGGUAGGGUACAACAACCACCUGAUUCCAGAAACAGGAGAACACAUUUUACACCGCCUGACACACUUACAAGUUGGGAAACACAGUCUAGACAGGUUCCAGGGGGUGAAUAUGUCACCCUGGAGGGGAGACUGAAGGAAUACUGUAACCCUCCCUCUGAUGACUUGCAGAGGAGUGAGGAAGGUAAGAGUAGGAGAGAUUCUGUAUGAGAAGAUUUGGGUGGUUGUAUGGGGCACACGUGCCUUUAAGGUUAAUGACUUGGGUUUGGAUAAGAAAAAGUAUGUUGUUACCUACCUGAUUACAUGAAUUUUACCCCAGGUGCUCCGGAUUCCUUCCACAGUAAUUUUCAAAUUAAAUUUAUUUCAGAACUAUCAAAUCAGUUAAAGCAUUACCAUCAUUAAUCUUGCUCACACUAUCAUACAAUGUUUCUUCUCCACCUAUUGACAUUUGUAUAAAUAUAUAAACAUUCACACUAAUUCUUAGGUUGUAUUGCAAUAUUAAUCUGAUUCUUUUGUAAGAAAAACCAAUUUUCUAUACGAAGACUAAUAUUUUCUCUUAUACAAAGGGAGGUAACUCUCAAAAGCUUGGCAUUUAUAUAUAUGGCAUGUUUACAUAGUCUUGACAAAAUGUAUUUUGAUUAAUUUUAAAAUGUCACUAGUACACUGUUUUACAGUUGUUACUUUAUUAUACCCAGAUCCAUUUACAUUG
This is a messenger RNA of Pecten maximus, 1536 nucleotides long. RefSeq lists its product as uncharacterized. The transcript is spliced from 2 exons. The coding region runs from base 600 to 1037 and encodes 145 amino acids. NCBI's taxonomy places the organism in Eukaryota, Metazoa, Mollusca, Bivalvia, Pectinida, Pectinidae. The record is from RefSeq and is a predicted model, not a curated record.